Messenger RNA from Hyaloperonospora brassicae, 534 nucleotides. The record is from the annotation of a GenBank genome assembly. NCBI's taxonomy places the organism in Eukaryota, Oomycota, Peronosporomycetes, Peronosporales, Peronosporaceae.
AUGGCCCCUCGCAAGAGCAAACAGCUUUUGCACUUGAACAUGUCGGAGAACGACGCGCGCGCGAUGCUCAUUGGCAAAGACGGCUCGCUGACGCGCGACUUUGAGGCGGUGCUCACGCAGCUCUUUAUCUCGUUCCUCGAGAAGCCGACGGACCGAAGUCUGACGCUCGACAAGCUGCGGGACUUUAGCCGGAAGUGCAACAACGGUCGGGCGUUCUCGGACGACGAGAUCAAGGAGAUCCAGACGUACUUCCAAUGCGACGAGAACAAGGGGCUGACGCUCAAGGGCUUCAAAGACAUGUACCAUACGCAGUCUAGCGCUGAACCGCUCGAGACGUGGCGAGACCUGCAGAAACUCGGCUUUGAGAAGGCGAUGCGUGAGAGGUGCGAGGCGUCUUUGCGCUGUCGCGUGUGCAAGGAGCCGUCCACGCUCGUGUGCUCGCGCUGCAAGACUGUACGAUACUGUGGCAUUGAUUGCCAGAAACAAGGGUGGAAGUCUUCGCACAAGGACAGAUGCAAGCCGCCCAUGGUCUAG